CAACUCUAACUCCAAGAGAAGUAUAAAAUUGACCUAGUUACUGAUCUGCUCUUCGUUCUCUUUGUGUUUUGUUUCCCUGUCUUUUUCAGCUUCCUUGGCUCUCGCUCUAUAGCAAAGAUGAGAUCUCCCCUAAGAGGACGUGGAAGAGGUGAAGGAAGUGCCAUGAGAGGUGGUGGAAGAGGUCCCAGAGGAAGAGGUCCGGGAGGAAGAGUGCCCGGAGGAAGAGGCCCUAGAAGUGAGCCCGGAGGAAUGAAGGGAGGAAACAAAGUGAUAGUGACUCCUCACAGACAUGAAGGAGUGUUCACUGGUAAGGGUAAAGAUGAAGUUAUUCUCACUAAGAACUUGGUUCCUGGUGAAUCGGUUUACAAUGAGAAGAGAAUCUCUGUGCAGAACGAAGAUGGAACUAAGGUUGAAUACAGAGUUUGGAACCCUUUCUGUUCUAAGCUAGCUGCCGCAAUUUUUGGUGGUCUUGAUGACAUUUGGAUCAAACCUGGCGCUAAAGUUCUUUACCUUGGUGCUGCCUCUGGAACCUCUGUAUCUCAUGUCUCUGAUAUUGUUGGACCUGAGGGGUGUGUUUAUGCCGUUGAGUUUUCUCCAAGAAGUGGAAGAGAUUUGGUGAACAUGGCAAAGAAGAGACGUAAUGUGGUUCCAAUCAUUGAAGAUGCUAGACAUCCUGCUAAAUACAGAAUGCUUGUGAGCAUGGUUGAUGUCAUAUUCGCUGAUGUUGCUCAACCAUAUCAGGAUAGUAGGUCUCAAUGCAUCUUCCUUUCUCAAAGCUGGAGGUCACUAUAUGAUCUCAAUAUAGGCGAAUUGUAUAGACGGAACAAUGCCAGCAGAAACGGUCUUUUCAAACGAAGUGAAGAAGCUACAAGCGGACGAGUUGAAACCAGCAGAGCAGAUUACUCUUGAGCCUUAUGAGCGUGACCAUGCUUGUGUUGUUGGUGGAUAUCGCGUGCCUAGAAAGCAGAAAACUGCUACUGCUUCUUAAUUAGCCAAUCAGUCUUUUUACU
Molecule: messenger RNA, 1010 nt
Organism: Brassica oleracea var. oleracea
Lineage: Eukaryota; Viridiplantae; Streptophyta; Magnoliopsida; Brassicales; Brassicaceae
Product: mediator of RNA polymerase II transcription subunit 36a-like
Exons: 7
Coding region: 118-909 (263 amino acids)
Biological process (GO): rRNA methylation; box C/D sno(s)RNA 3'-end processing
Cellular component (GO): box C/D methylation guide snoRNP complex; small-subunit processome; nucleolus
Molecular function (GO): RNA binding; histone H2AQ104 methyltransferase activity; rRNA methyltransferase activity
Source: RefSeq, a predicted model, not a curated record